CAAGUUUGAAGCGCCCCUACAGCAAAGUAUUGUCGCAUUCUUGAAACUCGAUGAGCCUAAACUGUAGUAUUUUUUUUAAGUGAAAACUAGAAAAGGAUAAAUUUUUGCGUAAACGAACUACGUUUCACGAGGAGACGGUUUUAUCUAUGUCAUCGUACCAGUGUCGAUAGUAUUUCCAUGAAUUCUACAAUUACUAUCGAAGACACCGACGAAGAGGUGAUUGAUUUGGACUCAAGCCAAGACAUCACCAACAAUGCUGACAAUGACCAGAGCGGAUGUUUUAUCGACAAAAACUCGUUGUCGAACGACAUCGCAAGAACAAGUACUACUAGUGACAAUGCAAAGGACAACAAGGAUGUUUCUACAACUCAAACUUGCAACACAAAUACGUCAGAACCAUUUAUUAAGGUUAUGUUUCGAGACGAAAGUAUUUCACGACAAUAUGGUAAACGUAUAAAGGAAUUUAUAGAGGAAUUAAUUCCUUCUACGACUACAUGUCAAGAAACUGAUGAUGGCUUAACACUAAAUCUUUGGGAUAAUGAUUCAGGUUCUAUUAACCAGUCUGUUGAACUUACAACGGAAAGUGAAGACAGUCAAGAUAUAAUAUGUGACACAUUGUUUACAAUAGAUACACAACCAAAGCUCCAAAAUGAUCUUGAUGUUCCAACAUAUGGAAAGAAAUUUGAGAAUGUGUUUGAAAACGCUACACCAGAAUCAAAAUCGAAAACAGACUCAAAGGUUAAUCCACCAAAAUUAAUGUGUUUCAAUUGUUUAGAAAAUCACAAUUUACGUGAUUGCCAGAAACCACGUGAUCAAGCUGCUAUUAAUAAAAACAAAAGAAAUUUCAAUAUGAAGGGAGGAAAUAUGAAAACUCUUAGGUAUCAUUUAGAUGAUGACCAAAAAUUUGGUCAUUUUAUUCCUGGCCAAUUAAGUAAUAAUUUGCGUAAAGCACUAGGUCUUAGGGAUAAUGAAUUACCCGUACACAUAUACAGAAUGAGAGUGCUUGGAUACCCUCCAGGAUGGUUAGAGGAAGCUUGCUUACAACACUCUGGUAUAUCAUUAUUUAAUUCUGAUGGUAUCGCGGAAGAUGAUUCUCAUGCAGAACCAGGAGAAUUUUUUGAAUCUGGAGAUAGAGAUCAAUAUGAUAUUAAAAAGAUAUAUGAUUUUCCUGGUUUUAAUGUACCAGCUCCGCCUGGUACUCGAGAUGAAAAUGGACAGUAUUGGAUAUCACCGAUGCAGACUGCUCAUAGUAAACAAACAAUGUUGACGAUGCUGAAAGGAAAAAAGGCAGAUGACGGCUAUAAAAGGAAGAAGUUGAAAACAUCUAAUAAUAGUUCUAAUGAUAAUCCAGUACCAGAGUCAACUGAAAUGGAGAUAGAAGAUGUGGAAGAUGGUGUAGUAGAGUGUCUACCUGUUAAUGGACUUUUUGUACCUCCAUUACCACAAGAAUGUAUCACAAAGCCACCUGAGCCACCUGAGCCACCACUGCCACCAUUGCCACCAUUGCCACCACUGCCACCAACACAAGGAUCGUAUGAAGACUUGGAUUAUCAUUCGCAGGAUUUACAAUCACCGUUGCUUAAAAUAUUGCAGGAAAAUAGUGCAUCACCGUCAUCUCGGGCAUAUUCGCCGUCACUGUGUGAUUUAGAAAAUAUGAAAAAACGAUUACUCGUAGAGCUUCAAGAAUCAAGUUCACAGUCAAAUUCAGACGACUUGUCAAAAAGUAAUUCUGCAGAUUCCGCGUCAAAAUCAGAAAUGCCACCGCCCAGUAAUGAAGAAACGACAGAAUUACAUAGAAAUCGCAGAAGUUCGCUGAAUUCCAGCCACGGAAGUGUAAAAUCGAUUGAUCUAGGCACACCUAUUUUACAAAGCAGUUCUCCGUAUAACAAACUACCAUCAUCUGAAAAGUUUUCUAAAAAUAUUUGUGACGUGAUUAACUUUGAGAAUUUACCUGAUUCAACAGGUAAGUAUGAACAAAUGACUGAGGUUUUACAAAAAGUAAGAGUUAAGUUAGCAAACCUUCAACAGGAAUGACUGUAAAUGUUUAAUCGCAGUUGUUGGUAUACUUUAUAAGUAUACAUUCAUUUUGUACAAUAAUUCUAAAUUAUUUGCAGAAGUAUAAAGAAGUCAAAUGAAGAUUCAGUAAAAUAUUUCUUUUAUAAUUGAACAUCCGUCAUUUGUAAAUAGAAACAUUUACCUUACAUAUUAAAUAUAUCAUAAGAUUUUUUUAUUAUAUAUUUGUCAAACAAAAGAACAUUCAACAAGUCACAUUUUUCAUAAAAAUGUUUUUUGAUUCAUGUAAAUACGAGAUUUUUUAAUUAUAAUGGGUAAAAUUCAUUUUUUAAUCGUAGUUAAAACUAUAAUUAAUACAAAUCAUUGAAUACUUCAAGGAGUCAAAUUUAGUUUCUUUUCAAAUAUU
This is a messenger RNA of Nomia melanderi (Alkali bee), 2419 nucleotides long. RefSeq names its product zinc finger CCHC domain-containing protein 8 homolog. Gene Ontology annotation, biological process: RNA processing. Gene Ontology annotation, cellular component: catalytic step 2 spliceosome. The record is from RefSeq and is a predicted model, not a curated record. Lineage: Eukaryota; Metazoa; Arthropoda; Insecta; Hymenoptera; Halictidae. Gene Ontology annotation, molecular function: RNA binding.